AAAUGAAUUAACAGUAAUAACAUUCGAAGAUGGCUGCUCUUUCCAUCAAUGUCAUGAAGCAACAAGGAGUAUUGAAGAAGCAUUUCAAAAUUCAGAAUAACUAGAGUCAUAUAUCCAUGCGCUUGAGUAGAUUUCUUCAUUCUUUGGUGGAAUGGGUUGAAGUGAGUGAGAGGUAUAUAGAAUGAAAUGCCUAUAAGCCCCCUGAGUAUUUGAAAAAUGACUGGAUCAGCUUACAGAUUCCAGCAACCUUAUCCUCUUCUGAUACAAAAACCUGCAGCAAACCUUGCUAGAUUUUCCCACCAAAAUUACCAGGAAAAAGAAAUCAAGGAAUUCAGGAAUGGCAUCAACAUUUCUCUCAACUGCAAACACAUUCCUCCACUCCACUUUAUCAUCUUCUUCAACAUGUUCCUCCCCCUCCUCCUCUUCUUCUCCUUACACAACUACCGCAUUAGGUUGUCCAGAUGGGAAGAGAAAAUUCAGACUUUGCAAGGCAUUAAUGUGUGACUCAGAACCUUCGUCUUCUCCAGUGAUUUUAACAAAAAGAGGGUUCUCCACUUGCUUCAUCAGCAGCUUAUUCUUCUCAUUGGGUAGUGCCAAGGCAGCAAUUUUAGAAGCUGAUGACGAUGAAGAGCUCAUGGAGAAAGUGAAGAAGGACAGGAAGAAGAGGCUUGAAAGGCAAGGAGUCAUCAAUUCAUCUAACAAAGAAAAAGAUUACUUGCAGGAAGCUGUGUUCCAGUUGAGCAAAGUAGGCCAAGCCAUCGACAAUAACGAUCUGUCUGCAGCCAGUUCGGUUCUUGGGAGCAGUACUGCUACAGAUUGGGUCCAAAAGGCUAAUAUAGCCUUCACCAAGCUAAGCUCCAGUCCUGAGGAGAAAACUCAGGUUGAAGCCUUCAAUUCCUCGCUUGCUUCGCUAAUAUCAUCAGUUACAAGGAAAGACAUAGAUUCCUCCAAAACUGCUUUUGUGUUAUCAGCCACUGCACUUGAGAAAUGGAGUGUCUUGUCUGGGUUUGUUGAACAACUUAAGGGGCUCUAAUAGAGUCGCAGGGAGUCCAUUGUGUUUAAUUGUACUGAACUUGUUCAUAUCAAAAUUUGGAGUUCCAUUGCUUAGUCUUUCCUUGUAGUUUAUGAGUGGUCUCUACAGUCAGAGAUCAACAGGCUAAAUUUGCCUCAACAUUCUUGUAGUGCACAAUUUGCUGUGACCAUAAAAUUUUGUUGUGGUCCAUAGAGCGGGUUGUUAACAGAAAGACCUCUUGGCUCUUGCUACUGUAAUUAACCAUACAGAUACAUUUCUGUCGCCAACUUCUGGGUUUCAGACAGUACAAACAACAAAGCCUAAUUAGCAUUUCCCCUCCCUUUCUAUACACAUAUACAUACACUCAUAUACCUAUAAUGUUAACUGGGUAUGUCGAAAGAUGUAGUCUUUAUCUGUGAAUUUGCUCUUCUUGUACUGGAGUUAUCACACAAUUGUGUGGGCUCAAUUUUCUAUCCCUGAAAACAUUGGCGAUUUUCUCCUUCGAUAGUAGUGUCGAGUAUCUUAACACCGUGACGGUUGCCUGUAGAAUUGGCGUGUCUCUUU
Messenger RNA from Tripterygium wilfordii, 1576 nucleotides. RefSeq names its product thylakoid lumenal 16.5 kDa protein, chloroplastic-like. Gene Ontology annotation, biological process: photosystem II repair. Bases 338 to 1033 code for a protein of 231 amino acids. The record is from RefSeq and is a predicted model, not a curated record. The transcript has 4 exons. Lineage: Eukaryota; Viridiplantae; Streptophyta; Magnoliopsida; Celastrales; Celastraceae.